CGCGUUGGCUGCACCUUCACCGUCAUGGACAUCAUUGGCAGGCGUGACGAUAUGUGACCUGACACUUGUAGUCUCCCUUUGGCUCAGUCUUAGUUUGGAAGUGUGCAAAGCAUAGCAUGGCCCUGCUAGCUUGCGACUGCACCGUCCUAGUCUUGGACCUUGCAGAGGGCUUGGUCACCACUCUGAACCUCAACGAAGAGGAGCAUGGGGCCAUCUUCUUGGCCAUUUUCUUCACAUCUUACACAUUUGCUGAUGACAUCUUCCAAGCAUGUUCUAUGAGGUGUACGGAGUGCAAGUGGGACGACUGCAUCUUCAAGAUUUGCGUGGAGAUUGGGCAGUGCAUCUUCUUCAUGAACUUCUCUCUUCCAGGCGUUACGGUUUGGAAGCUGUAGCCGCUGCUGGAGAUGAAGAUGACGCCGGAGAUGAAACAGCUGGAUAUUUCUUCAAUGCUUUGGUGAUUUGCGGGUGCUUUGUGGCUUUGUACAUUUUCAUCUUCAUUUGUCUGAACCUUGUAGUUGCCUUAUCUUGGUGCUCACAAGAAGGUGAGCUUCCACUCUUUGACCGCGUCUACGGCGUGAUGAUCAGCAUGGCUACGCUCCUUUGCGUUCUUGCCUGCAUAUGUUUGGCGUGCGGAAUAUGUGGAGCGUGUGCUAGAGACCGAGCGCUUGUAGAUCAUGAUCAGUCUCCUGAUCCAGUCGUCAUUGGGGUUCCGGCCUCGUAGUACGGCUCAAACUGUGAAAAGAGGUGAUCUGACGGUUUGAGAUCACCCCUAAAAGGUGCCCCUAAGGGGCGUGGUGAACUGCACAAGCGCUCCAGAAGAGAGCAAAAAGAUCGCCUGUGCCUUAAUGCGUGGAC
Molecule: messenger RNA, 855 nt
Organism: Durusdinium trenchii
Lineage: Eukaryota; Dinophyceae; Suessiales; Symbiodiniaceae
Source: the annotation of a GenBank genome assembly